AUGACAUUUAUUGUUCGACUGUAUUUUAUUAUUUCACCCAGUCUUGAAUCACCUGUGAUGCUACCUGUACUGUUUUGUGUGGUUAGCGUUUUAUAUUGUAACCGUGACGAUGAUAGAAGAACAAUUUGCUCAAAUGAAAAUGGCGGCGCAUUGUCUGAACAACUGGACUAUCACCAUUUAAACGUAGGGAUAAAAUAUCAGAAACGCGAUCAAUCUGAAGUUUGUGUGGAAGAACAACACAUUACAUUAUUUAAUGAGUUGAGAACUCUUGCUCAGUUAAAUAGUCGCCAGAACACUGAUGUGAAAAAAAAAUUAGACUCAAUAGCGCAUUUAGUGCAUUUCUUUUGUUCCAACCUGGAUAAAAACUUAGGAAAAAGUGUCAAUGAGGGGAGUAAUUCUGGUGUAAGCGAACAACAGACCUGUAUAUUUAAGAUGAAUGCGGCCAGUCUAUUUGUGAUCGACAAAGAAGCUGAGAACAUGAACAAAGAACUAUUGGAACGUGUAAAGCUCACUUUAUUCGGGUAUCUGAUGAAAUUAAUUAUCCCCUUUGGUGGAACUUUCAUUGCAGGAAAAGAGGAAGUUGAGAUACACGGGACAUAUUUUUUGCUUAUUGGUGUGCAAAAGGAGCUUCAAAUUGUGAUCCGUAAGUUGAUUAGUUCAUCCUGUGAACCUAGAACUGAUCAGAAUUACCUUAAAAUUCCUACAAAUGAGCUUGAUUGUAAUACAAAUUCGAAAAAUAGUCUUCUAGCACAACCUUACAAUAAUUUAACAAGGACGAAGCACCAAACAUACCCGUUUAUCCUGAACAAUCAAGAAGGUGAAUUGGCCAAAGUAACUACGAACUGCAACGGGCCGAGUAACCUGAUUUUCAUUUUUGAUCCUCAAAAACCGACAAUUUACAUUUGUGCUAGUGAGAUGAUUUUGAUUAUUGAUGCAAAAAACUUAGACGAUGAUCGGUUAGUGCUUUUAAAGUCAUCGGUUAAAAAUUUAUUCAGCCAGUCAAUACCAAUGUGUGAUAAAGAUCGUCUGAAUAUUGUUGAUAUAUUAUUGAGGAUGCCACUAAAUGAGCUUGAAAAUGCAGAGGCAGAUACAGAAUCGUGCUGUCAGAUCGAAGAUCGAGGUGCCGCGAAAGAGCUAGAAGAAUGGGAAGAAUUUGAAGAGUUUUCGUCUUAUACGGCUGAGAAUCCCCAACAUGGUGAUGAUAAAGGAGGUUAUACCACUACCCCGACCGGUUUGGAUGAUAACGCUUGCUAUAACAAAUUAUUCGGGCAAACAUAUAUACUGAGAGAUGACUUUGUACCAAAAGAACGAGGAAUUUCGAAAGCAAACCAUACAAGAAAGACGAAUGCUAUGAACUCUUACGGUAAUUUCUUGGGUCAUAGUACUCCAAUGAUGCGCACAUGA
Messenger RNA from Vavraia culicis subsp. floridensis, 1404 nucleotides. RefSeq lists its product as uncharacterized. Lineage: Eukaryota; Fungi; Microsporidia; Pleistophoridae. The coding region runs from base 1 to 1404 and encodes 467 amino acids. The transcript has a single exon. The record is from RefSeq and is a predicted model, not a curated record.